Messenger RNA from Chondrus crispus (carragheen), 795 nucleotides. RefSeq lists its product as hypothetical. Gene Ontology annotation, biological process: L-tryptophan biosynthetic process; L-histidine biosynthetic process. The record is from RefSeq and is a predicted model, not a curated record. Gene Ontology annotation, cellular component: cytoplasm. The transcript has 3 exons. The coding region runs from base 1 to 795 and encodes 264 amino acids. Gene Ontology annotation, molecular function: 1-(5-phosphoribosyl)-5-[(5-phosphoribosylamino)methylideneamino]imidazole-4-carboxamide isomerase activity. Lineage: Eukaryota; Rhodophyta; Florideophyceae; Gigartinales; Gigartinaceae.
AUGAGCAGAUUGCACAGUACAGCCUUCCUAUCUUUACCUCACAUCCUUUCUCGCCCGAUCGUUAGGCGAUAUCUCGCUCCCUUCCCCUCCCAUCGAACUCCCUCGAUGCGGGCGAUGCGCUUCCGCCCUUGCAUCGACCUUCACGCUGGUCGCGUCAAGCAGAUCGUCGGCGGCACGCUAACGGACGCCGCCACGGCCCCCACCACCAACUUCGAGACUGACCUAUCUCCCGCCUACUAUGCUGAGCUCUACCAUCGCGACAAACUCCCCGGCGGUCACGUCAUCAUGCUCGGACCCGGAAACGAGAUUGCUGCUCGCAAGGCUCUCAACGUCUUUCCUGACGGCAUGCAUGUGGGCGGCGGCAUGAAUCCAAGCAACGCGGGUAACUUUAUUAAUGCAGGCGCUAGCCACGUCAUAGUCACGUCUUAUGUGUUCCGGGAGGGGGUGAUUGUGUGGGAACGGGUGCAGGAGAUGUUAAGGGCGGUCGGGAAGAGAAGGCUUGUGCUCGAUGUCAGCUGCCGGAAAAGGAAUGGAGAGUAUUUUGUUUGCACGGAUAGAUGGCAGAAGUGGACCGACUUCGCACUUAACGCGAAGAACUUUGACACGCUGGGACAGCAUUGUGAUGAAAUCUUGGUUCAUGCUGUUGAUGUCGAGGGGAAGAAGAGCGGCAUCGACCUUGACCUAGUUGAGAAAAUGGCAGCCUGGGCAUCCGUGCCUGUCACGUAUGCUGGAGGAGUUCGCUCGAUUGCGGAUAUGGAAUUGGCGAAGGAAAAAGGUCGCGGACUGACGCUGUGA